AUGAAUUUCGUUCGCGUGUCUGGUAAAAUUGGUCUGACAAGUCUUUGGAUAUCUUUGGUAUCCUACUUUUUAUCGUUUAUUCUUUAUAUUAUAUCAUUUUCACUUCCUGAUUGGAUUGUUUACACAACAGUUCCGGUUAAAGUUGGCAUAUGGCGUUUAUGUGAUGUGCAAAUCAUCGGUUAUGAUCGUUGCGCUGAUUGGAGCGCUCGUGCAUAUCCUAGUAAUGCAACAAAUACAGCAUUUAUGGGUCCACCGGAUUUUGUUCGGACAAGUCAAUCAUUGGAGGUUGUUGUACUUGUCUUUUACAUUAUCGCAGGCAUUCUACUUCUCAGCGGUCUGUGUCAAAGAUCGAUGGGAAUAUUAUUUUUCGCAUCAUCAAUGUCAAUGCUGAUCACAGUUAUUUUUGCGUCGGCAACUGUUGGUUUAUUUGCUGGUCAAGGCAAAACUACCUAUUUAGGUUAUCUGUCGUUUGCAUGGUGGAUGGCUUUGAUUGCUUUGAUUAUUUCGUUAGUCAGCGUACUUUUCCUACUGGUCCUUUCAUUUUAUAUUCUACCUUUACCUAUGGUGAAUGAAAAUAAAAUGGCUGAUCCAAACGGCAAAAUGUAUUACACAUCACCACCUUAUUCGACAAAUCUCUAUAGUCCACCCGACAUGAAUACGGACUACAUGCAUUAG
Molecule: messenger RNA, 675 nt
Organism: Adineta ricciae
Lineage: Eukaryota; Metazoa; Rotifera; Eurotatoria; Adinetida; Adinetidae
Source: the annotation of a GenBank genome assembly